Messenger RNA from Siniperca chuatsi (mandarin fish), 3780 nucleotides. RefSeq names its product transcription factor 24-like. Bases 1183 to 1719 code for a protein of 178 amino acids. Gene Ontology annotation, molecular function: protein dimerization activity; RNA polymerase II transcription regulatory region sequence-specific DNA binding; DNA-binding transcription factor activity, RNA polymerase II-specific. Gene Ontology annotation, biological process: developmental process; regulation of transcription by RNA polymerase II. The record is from RefSeq and is a predicted model, not a curated record. NCBI's taxonomy places the organism in Eukaryota, Metazoa, Chordata, Actinopteri, Centrarchiformes, Sinipercidae. The transcript is spliced from 9 exons.
CGGCAAAUAAGUGAACCGCGAGAUGCAGAGUGGCACAAUCUAAAUGAUCCCUAUGCCCUACCAUUACAAGGCUUUACAUUAUCGAAAGCUAACAACAUAUGCUUCUGUUCAAACAACUGUGAUAAAUGAUUCAGUACUCUUUUAUAGCAAAUAGAGUAACAAUACAGAUGUAUUUGUUGUCAUCAUUGUGACUAUAUGUUUGAAUGAGCUUUUAGGAGCCACGUGGGCGUGUACCCCUGAAAGAUGCGGGGUUAUUAGGGAAACAAGCUUACUUAACCUUCUUUUACUUGGCCUUAUAAUUAGUGGCCUGAAGCAAUACUGUUACUCCAUCCUUACAAAAACAAUGUUUAUUGAGAACAGUCCGAGGAUAUACAUAUUAUGAAUAAUUCCUUUCAUUAAUUUGCCGACAUCUCCGUUUGGAGCCCUGGAAAUCAGAGUGAUUAAUUUAUGAGUCUCACAAGAAUUUCCUCAACGCCUGCCUGUUGAUUGCAGUGCUGGAGUUUAUUUAUUAGCUGUUCCAAUGAGCUCGCAAUUCAAGACACCCUGGCAAUUAGUCAAGUGUUUUGCAUAUCACCUUACACUUGUCAGCUUGUCUUCCAGGUCUAUUGCAAAUAGCGUUUUGAAAGAUUAACCUUUAUUUCUGACCAUGACGACGAGCACAUUUUUGAGGUAAUUUUGACUAACUUUCUUCCCGUUGCCACUUUUUGAUAGGCUUAUAAAGAAAAUACAGUGUCAGGUUCGCAGCCAAUUAGAGUGGGAUAUGGCGUACCACAUAUCAGAGUUAAAGGAAAGGAGAGUCCUGCCUCUGGCGUUGAAAACGAGCCUCUGCUGCCUCAGACUGAAAUAAGUUAGGAAAGGGAAAGAGCAGUCUUCUCUACUGCGAGAGACAGUUAUGGGGCGAGUGAUUAAUUACGUCUGAGUGAAAUACUUGUGCACCGCUUUGUGUAUCCAAUAAAUGAAGGGCUCCUGAGACUUUUGCGCACACAGGUGAAGUGUUGGAUAAGCGUACGGGUACUGCCACUUUAUAAGGAUAAGCUGGACGUGGACAGGGACUGUUCUGCAUUGAAGAGCAAAUUCUCCAUCCUACCGAAGCCCUCUUUGGAUUGCCUUCAUGUCGUUUUUCAAGACGGAGCCUUUGAGAGAUACCAGAGCCUAAUUCUUCAGGUCUGUAAGUGCACCCCAAUGGUUGGAAGACAGACGCUCCGGAUGGACAGCGGUAGUUGCUCCGGGGCGGUAGUGGAUGACAGCCCUGCGUCCAGUCCGAGCUCCAGUCCCAGUCCGGACGGUCGUCGUCGGGAGCUCCAGCGGGCCAGGGUGCUCCAGGCCGGCGGGCUCGGCGGCAGAGGACGCCCGGCAGCAGCUAACGCGGCGCGGGAGAGGAGCAGAGUGCAAACCCUGAGAACCGCGUUCCUGGAGCUACAAAGGACUUUGCCGUCCGUACCGCCGGACACCAAGCUGUCCAAACUCGACGUGUUGAUACUGGCCACCACCUAUAUUGCCCAUUUGACUCGAACACUACAAGAAGAAGGCACGGAGGAGGGAGAGAGCACAAAACAAACAGAGGCGUUACACUCAUUGAAAGGUGACGGCUACCUGCACCCAGUGAAGAAAUGGCCUAUGCGAUCCAGACUGUACGUCGGAGCAUCCGGACAGUUUCUCAACACCACAAAUCCUUCAGAGUCAGAGAAUCAAGGCCCUUCAUCGUCCACCUCCCAGUAAUAGGCUUAAAUCAUUUGUAUGAAACAAUUUCAUAUUUGCAUGAGUUCAUGCUGUUUACUGUGGCAGCAGCAUAUGCCUUAUGAUUGUAGAACAAUUAGCUGUCUGAUUUUACUUCCACUAAAGCCCUACCAGUACACUUUGUAAAUUAAUAUAUUACGUGAAUUUUAUUGUAUAAAUUUGGAGAAAGCAUAGAUUAUGUUUCUCUGUUGUUAUUUUGCCUAAUCCUGUUUGCCCUGCAUUGUGCAGCUUCAUACAUGUUCCAUGAUAUGUGUAGAAAUUCCAUGGGGUAAUGAGCCCGUCAUGCUUGAGGUGUGCACUUUCAGUUGAAACAUUUGCACUAAAUGCAUGUGUGAAUAACUUAACAUCUGUCAUGUGAAGUGGUCUGUCAGAGAGUCAACAAUAGAGGCUCUUCAUCUCAUGUUCCUUCUUAUUUUUACAUGCAUGGUUGUAAAUGUGUUUGUGAAUAAAUGACUUCAGUGAAAGAAGACGAGUCUCCUGAGGUUUUGACGAUAAUAGAAAAUUUAUGAGUGCCCUUUUUUCAUUAGGCCUAUAUAAGAAUAUAAAAACGUAUAAUAAUUGAAAGUUCAAAUAGAGCUUGUCUGGGCAUCAUUCAUUAUCAUUAUUAUUAUUAGGCUAUUAUUAUUAUUAUAUUGUAAUUCAACCACUUAAGAUUGUUCUUGUGAUCACCGGACAGUCGCGCUACUUCUGUGACUAAGAGUAAUAUUCAACUAAAAUCAGUCAGCUGUGGUAGCCUACUCGCUUUUAGGCGAAAUAAAGAAUUUAUAGUUCACAACACAAAAUUUAAUUGCAGCAAAAUGACUGCACCUGACUGAUUAAUAUGCAGUUGACCUUUAGGCUGAGUAGUUUUAAGCUGACUUUAGAAAUCCAGUGGGCUAAACGAUAAGAAAUAUAUAGCCUACACAUCUUAAGGUGUUCCGCUGUGUUUAGUGUCAACAUGUGAAGCAAACAAUUAUUAGCCUACCUAUAUUUGUACAGAUUAAAGGCGUUAGCCUCUUCACAUUUUAUAUUUUAACAAUGUAUCAUUUCAGGGGAAGCAAAAGUGAUAUGAAGUUGCCUUCAUGUCUUUUUGACACUCAUUAGAAAAAGAAUGUCUUUAUUUGCUGAACUUUGUUAGACCAAUUGAUGUGAUCAUAUGAUGUAACUUAAAAUAUUGAUAAUGCAUAGGCAAAUGAGAACAUUUUUAAGAGGAGAUAAUGGGUGGUAUGUGUCAGUUUUGGGGAAAAUGAGGGAGGUUAUAGGCAUACAAACUAUCAGCUAUAAAGAGCCGUGUGUGUUUUAUCUGCAGUGAGCUGAAGAAAAUAAAGAUAAUCUGAAUUUCCACUAUAGAUGACUAAUUCGACAAAAACCUGGUGCUUUUGUGUAAUGCAAUGGAGAGAAUGCAUUCAUUGGCCAUUUUUCUAUCUUAAAUAUGAGCGUCAACGAACGAAAUAGGAUGUAGUUGGUGCUGACAAUAUAAUUACUGCUCAGCUGUGCACUUCAUGAGCUGCAGUGCGCAGCUUUGGGGCGCAGUAAAGGGAGCUCGGAUCCGGAAAUCCUUCCUCUUUUCAUGGAGACUCAACCAUGAGCAGAGAUGUGACCGGCUCCUCACCACAUCUGAAAACUAAGAAGACUACAUCAUGUUCAAUCUUCGAUACGAAGAUGUGCAGAUGAAGAUGGCAAAUUUUAUCUAUGAUUGGUACACCUGACAAGAUGUCAGGUCACCACUAUGGCCAAGUAAUGGUUUUCACUGUGUGGACCUGGAGCUGCUUCAGAUGUCAAGCUGUGGUCACAGGAGAUGCACUGGACGUAAUCCUUUUGUCUCCUGUGCUGAUCAGGAGAUAGCAGUUGCAUCAGCAGUGGAACAAAAACACACUUAGUGUUUGCUUCAUCUCAUCUGUGGUUACAGAGCCAGUUGAGUGUGACUGUCUAUGGGGAAGCCUCAUUUAAAAAUGUUGCUGGAGCUGAUGGAUCACCAUUUGGAGGAAGUCUUGAGUUAUUUGCCAGAUUUUUAUUUUUUUUAUUUUGAUGCCCUCCAUUAAUAAAACCUGUCGGCAAGAAAAA